AUGAAGUUUGCCAAGGAGCUCGAGCAGGAGCUCGUUCCCGAGUGGAGAGCCAAGUAUCUGAACUACAAGCUCGGGAAGAAGAAAGUCAAGGCCAUAUCUCGCGCUCUCCGCAACUGCCACCAGAGCCCCCGAACCCCAGGCCUUCGUCGCAUCUCCACCUUUACUCCCUCUCCGAACAACGCUGCCCCGUCGUACUCCUUCUUAAACCGCCUAGGACGGACCUCUACUGUUGAUUCUGCAGCCCCGAACCUACCACACGAUGCCCCGCGGAACAUCGAGACAAGCACGGCCGGAGGAGUGCCGGGUGUUCACCGCUCAUCACCUCAAGAGAUACGCGGUCGAGGGACUCCGCGUGAGUCGCUUAUCAAAAAGUCACCUGAUGGCGCAGACGCGCCCGCCUUGACACGGUACGGAAGCAUCAUAGGAUCACCGCCGAGGAGGUCAAGCGGUAUACCGACACUCAAUUUGCCCGACCCCGCUGUCGACCCGGACCGUGCUACCGUGUCUUCGCGAUGGCAUCAUGGAGAGCCGCCGUCGCCGCCCAAGGCGAGUCCUGCGCCCGGCCCCAGUGCGUUUGAAAUUGGCAAGACGCGAUCACCCGUCAAGCCAAAAUUGCCUGCCAAGUAUGCUAGUAUCUUCAGGCCGAAGCGCGUCAACUCCAUGCCAGGAAUCGCUGCCACCGAUAUGCCCAGUGAUGCAAGACCGAGCGUUAGAAGGUUGCUAUCUCUGGGCCCGGACGGAGGAGUACCCCAGUCGACUCCGGGCAAAGACUCGGACGUGCCUCUCGAAGCUUACCGCGAGCUCGAUGUCCGUCAAUCCGAGUUCUUCAACUUCUUGGACGGGGAGCUGGAGAAGAUUGAGGAAUUUUACAAGGACAAGGAGGACGAGGCUACCAAGAGGCUGGAGGUUCUGCGAGAGCAACUUCACAUCAUGCGUGACCGACGUUUGGACGAGAUCAUCUCAAAACUUCAAAAAUCCAAGGUCAAAACAUUGUCAAACGGUCUCUUCGACCCCGAGGGAUCAGACGACAAAGCCAGUGGAAACGGUAUGAUGUCGCAAACUUGGAUGAAGCCUUUCGACGACGCGAUUGUGGCGGCCAAGAAGCUUCCUGAGGUGGUCAAAGGCAAACCGAAGCCUAUGAGCAAGAAUGCCAAAGCCAUGCAGGAUCUCGGAACCCCCUGUGGACCAGUUCCACAGGAUCACCGUGACUAUGUUCGCCGCCCUGAAUCGCCUGGAGUACCCUACCGGACAGCGAAGCGUAAAUUGAAGACUGCAUUGCAAGAGUACUACCGUGGCUUGGAGCUUCUCAAGGCAUAUGCUCUGCUCAACCGGACAGCGUUUCGCAAGAUCAACAAGAAGUACGACAAGACCGUCAUGGCGCGGCCGACUAUGCGCUACAUGAAUGAGAAGGUCAACAACGCGUGGUUCGUGAAAAGCGACAUCAUUGACGGUCAUCUGCAUGUGGUGGAGGAUCUCUACGCGAGAUACUUCUACCGUGGCAACCACAAAAUUGCAGUGGGCAAGCUGCGCAUCAAGUCGGCGAAGGCUGGCGACUUUACCGGUUCCACUUUCCGUAAUGGCCUGAUGCUCGCCACUGGAACGGUCUUCGGUUGCGAAGGUAUUGCCUAUGCGUCGAAAUAUGUCUUGGAUGACGACUCGCCGAUCCACGUAGCAACUACGUUCCUGUUGCAGAUAUACGCAGGCUACUUCUUGAUGCUCCUUCUUUUCCUUUUCUUCUGUCUUGACUGCAAGAUCUGGACAGACCAGAAGAUCAAUUAUGGUUUCGUUUUUGAGUUUGAUACCCGGACACAGCUCGAUUGGCGACAGCUAUGCGAGAUACCGUGUCUCUGCGUUCUCCUCGAAGGUCUAAUCAUGUGGCUUAACUUCAGCCACUAUGGUGGCGACUCUAUGUACAUCUACUGGCCUAUCGUUUUGAUUGGCCUUACAGUACUCGUCAUUUUCCUUCCCGUUCCGGUUCUAUACCACCGCAGCAGACGGUGGUUUGCUUAUUCCAACUGGCGACUUUUCUUUGCCGGCCUUUAUCCGGUUGAAUUUCGAGACUUCUUCUUGGGCGAUAUGUUCUGUUCCCAAACAUACGCUAUGGGUAACAUUGAGCUCUUUUUCUGUUUGUACGCCAAUGGGUGGGACAACCCAACCUCUUGCAACUCCUCGCAUUCUCGACUGUUGGGGUUCUUUUCCACGUUGCCCGGUAUCUGGCGCGCCCUUCAGUGUCUGCGACGUUAUUACGAUACCCGCAAUUUCUUUCCACACCUCGUCAAUUGCGGCAAGUACACCUGGACUAUCAUGUACUACAUGAGCCUCAGUCUCUACCGGAUCCACAAGAGUUGGCAUCUGCGGGCUCUCUUCAUCUUCUGUGCAACGGUCAAUGCGGUUUAUUGCACCAUCUGGGACCUGGUCAUGGAUUGGAGUCUGAUGAAUCCGUACGCAAAGAAACCGUUCCUUCGCGACAAUCUGGGGUACAAGAAUGUAUACUGGUACUAUAUCGCCAUCGUUUUGGAUCCCAUACUCCGGUUCAAUUGGAUCUUUUAUGCCAUAUACGGCAACGAUUACCAGCACUCGGCGAUCCUCUCGUUCAUGGUGUCCCUAUCGGAGAUAUUCCGCCGCGGAAUGUGGACCCUGUUCCGUGUUGAGAACGAACAUUGCACCAACGUUGUCAAAUACCGAGCUUCGCGAGACGUGCCUCUGCCAUACAGUGUUCCGGCCUCAACUAGAGAAAGCCUGGAGCAAGGCGACGAGGUGGUUACCCAACGGCCGAGCACUCCCAAAGCCCACGCUCCUGCAGUGUCUGGCACAACGACGGGAGCCGAUCUGGAAGGCCAAGGUCCCGGCCGGGGCUCCGUCCGUCACCGACCGUCUGGCCCACCACCAACGCCUACAACUCGCGCUCUCACUCGCGUGGGUACUCUGCUUCAUGCGGCGCAUGCCCAAGAUUUUGAGCGUCGCAAGAAACCCGAGGUGGGGCUAAGUGGUGGCAAUGAUGAGGAUGACGAGGACGAUGACUACGAGGAGGGUAGUGAUGAGGACUCGAAGAGGCGCGGGGAACUUAUGGAGGAGGAUGUGGAGGACAUAGCGAGAGCAGAGGGAUUGAUUUCAAGAGUGAGCAUGGAAAGCCCGCAGCCGACUGACAGAAAUUCUUGA
Molecule: messenger RNA, 3159 nt
Organism: Diplodia corticola
Lineage: Eukaryota; Fungi; Ascomycota; Dothideomycetes; Botryosphaeriales; Botryosphaeriaceae
Product: signal transduction protein
Exons: 6
Coding region: 1-3159 (1052 amino acids)
Biological process (GO): phosphate ion transport; cellular response to phosphate starvation
Cellular component (GO): Golgi apparatus; plasma membrane; cytoplasm
Molecular function (GO): inositol hexakisphosphate binding
Source: RefSeq, a predicted model, not a curated record